AUGGCAAGGGUAAAACAAUUAGCUGCCAAACCUCGAAAAUUCAUGGGUGAUGCUAUGAAAGCUACUGGCAGUUCCAAAAAGGAAAGAGAAGAAGGAACUGAAGUUGAGAAUAGUAAUGAAGAAAUAGAGAUAGUGGCAGAACGAGUAAGAAAAAGAAAGGGAAAGGGUAUUGCUGGGUCAGAGCCUUCUGAGAAAAAGAAGAAAAUGGAGAAGGCCCCUUCUUCGAAACCUUUUGUGCAACAAAAUAUUUUCGAGCCAAGGUACAUUAAAUGGGAUUCAUUUUCUGACUUGCCUUAUGAAUUUGAAGAUUUAUUUACUUUUCAAGGUUGGAUGGAAUUUUUUGAGUUGAAUGAAUAUUAUUAUCCUUAUUUGAUUCAAGAAUUUUAUGGAAGUAUGAAAGAAGUUGUUAAAGGAGAAAGUUUUAGUGUGAGAGUUAAGAAGAAAAGUCAGAUUUUUAAUGUCGAUUUCUUAGCCUCUGUUUUAAACCUACCAAAUGAUGGAAAUAGGAUUGGAACCUUCAAAGAUUCUAGGAAGCUUGAAGGAUAUGAUGAGAAGGCAUUUCAAUUAUCAAUUUUUCCGGAGGGUACACCUGAAAAUGAAAUGACCAAUAUCAGUUUAUUGCCUCAAAAUUUUAGAAUUCUACAAUCCUUCAUUCGAUAUUUGCUCAAUCCUAGAAGUGGUAGUCACUCGUAUGCAAAUAGCCUUGAUUUAUGCAUUAUGUGGCACUUGGUUAACAAAAUCUUAUUUAAUUUGCCAUUUUUUAUUUUUAAAUUGAUUGCUAAGUCUAGUAAGCAUAGAAGGUUGCCAUAUGCUAUGCCUUUGACUCUUAUAUUUCAAGCUAUGGGAGUUGAUUUGAGCAAAGAAAAGAAGUUUAGCAAUCCUAUCCCCAUUAAGGAGAUAUUCAAGGCUGAUGAUGGUAGGAAAAGGAGUAAGAAAGAAGAGAAAAAACAAGAAGAAGAGACUGAUAUUGAGAUUGAAUCUAAAUCAGAAUCAAAUUCUGAAACAGAAUCAAACAUCCCAAUAAGCAAGUUGAAAGAGAAAAGUUCUAAGAUAGAUGAAGGGGAAAGCUCUAAGAAGAAAGAGAAAAUGAAGCUAAAAAUGUUAGAUUUUAUGAAAAUAAGUAAAGCAAAUCUGGACAUGAUGAAGGAAAUCAAAGAAAUGAGUGGACUUACCUUGAGUAUUUUAGAAAAAUCUCAUGAAUUGCAGAAGGGAAUUAUGGCUGAGCAAAAUGCAAAGAUGGAUAUGUUGAUUAAUAGAUUGGAUAGACAAGAAUGGUUCAUGAAGAAUAUGGCUCAAAUGUUGUUUGGUGAAUCUUUUGGAAAGUUUGGAGAUUUUAGAAGCUACCCACAGGGUACCGUUGGUCCUAGCAAUGCAAAGGCUGCUGGACCAAGUGAAGUAAAAAUUUCUAAAGUGGAAGAAGAAAAAGAGGAGCAUGUAGAAGCUGCUGAAAAGGAAGAAUCUGCAAAAGAGGCAUCAGAAGUAGAACAAGAACCUGACAAAGAAAAAUCAACAGAAUCCUCAACUCAUACUAAAAGCAACAACAGCAGUGAAAAUGGAAAAAGUGAAGGCAGAAACAGUUCAAGACAAGAAGAGGAGAAGGAAGAUGCUGACAAAAAGAAAGAAGAGCAGUCACAAGACCCAUCCUCUGAUCAACCAAACCCUGUUCCCACUACCUCUCAACUAGUACCUGAAUCAACCAUCUCUUUUACCCAUGCAAUAUGGCCCUAG
Hevea brasiliensis (rubber tree) is the source of this 1728-nucleotide messenger RNA. RefSeq lists its product as uncharacterized. Gene Ontology annotation, biological process: rRNA processing; negative regulation of transcription by RNA polymerase II. Gene Ontology annotation, cellular component: nucleolus. The record is from RefSeq and is a predicted model, not a curated record. Gene Ontology annotation, molecular function: DNA binding. The transcript has 2 exons. Bases 1 to 1728 code for a protein of 575 amino acids. Lineage: Eukaryota; Viridiplantae; Streptophyta; Magnoliopsida; Malpighiales; Euphorbiaceae.